Peronospora matthiolae is the source of this 558-nucleotide messenger RNA. The record is from the annotation of a GenBank genome assembly. NCBI's taxonomy places the organism in Eukaryota, Oomycota, Peronosporomycetes, Peronosporales, Peronosporaceae.
AUGCUUCAGGGCUGCCGCCUCGUCGACAAGAACAACAGACACGCAGUGAUGAUCGAAGACGACGUUGUGAUGUACGUCCAGAUCAAACAGAAUGUUCGUGUCGUCGACCGUGGGCACGUGGAGCAACGAGCAAGCGGGCUGAAGGACGUGAUCAUGCACGCGAUCGUCGAGUCGCAGCCCCGAGAAGCAACAGCGCAGACAGGGAGCUUGAUGAGCUUCCACAGGCGCUUUGGCCACCUGUAUUACGAAGACAUUGAGCGACUCGUCGCGAAUCCGGCGAACGGACUCGAGCUCACCGACAAAUCCAAGUCGGCACAGUCCAAGUCGGCACAGUCCAAUUCGGCACAGCCCAAGAAGGAUAGCGGUCUAAACGCGACGCUUGACGUGGUUGGUGGGGUCAUUUGCAGUGACCUGAAAGGCCCCAUAACGCCCAUGGACAAGCGGAAAAACGGACACUUGAAUAAUUUUAUCGACCACAAAUCCAACUACGUGCGUGUAUUCGUCGCAAAGUCCAAGGACGAAGUCGCACGAAAGUUCCAGCACAUUAAGGUCUUUUGA